Molecule: messenger RNA, 1317 nt
Organism: Nycticebus coucang (slow loris)
Lineage: Eukaryota; Metazoa; Chordata; Mammalia; Primates; Lorisidae
Product: cyclic AMP-dependent transcription factor ATF-1-like
Exons: 1
Coding region: 137-949 (270 amino acids)
Biological process (GO): regulation of transcription by RNA polymerase II
Cellular component (GO): nucleus; ATF4-CREB1 transcription factor complex
Molecular function (GO): protein binding; RNA polymerase II cis-regulatory region sequence-specific DNA binding; DNA-binding transcription factor activity, RNA polymerase II-specific
Source: RefSeq, a predicted model, not a curated record
CCUGACCCCGGAGAAGGAGGGACGUUCCCCGCCGCGUGAGGGGGUGGGGAAGUGGGUAGUGAAUUUGGAUCCACCUGGGAGCGGGGAGUGGAAGUUCCCGCCCCGGACGGCGGCGAGGCGGCAGCCACAGUUGAUUAUGGAAGAUUCCCACAAGAGUAACACUUCGGAGACAGCACCUCAGCCGGGGUCAGCAGUUCAGGGAGCCCAUCUUUCUCAUAUUGCUCAACAGGUAUCAUCUUUAUCAGAAAGUGAGGAGUCCCAGGACUCAUCUGACAGCGUAGGCCCCUCACAGAAAGCCCACGGGAUCCUAGCACGGCGUCCAUCUUACAGAAAAAUGUUUAAAGACCUGUCUUCUGAAGACACAAGAAGCAGAAAAGGAGACGGAGAAAACCCUGGAGUUUCUGCUGUCACUUCUAUGUCCGUUCCGACUCCCAUCUAUCAGACUAGCAGUGGACAGUGCAUUGCCAUUGCCCCAAAUGGAGCCUUACAGUUGGCCAAUCCAGGCACAGAUGGAGUACAGGGGCUUCAGACAUUAACCAUGACAAAUUCGGGCAAUACUCAGCAAGGCACAACUAUUCUCCAGUAUGCACAGACCUCUGAUGGACAGCAAAUACUUGUGCCCAGCAAUCAAGUGGUAGUGCAGACUGCAUCAGGAGACAUGCAGACAUACCAGAUUCGUACCACACCUUCAGCCACUUCUCUGCCACAAACUGUGGUAAUGACAUCUCCUGUGACUCUUACAUCUCCGACAACUAAGACAGAUGACCCCCAAUUGAAAAGAGAAAUAAGGUUAAUGAAAAACAGAGAGGCUGCUCGAGAAUGUCGGAGAAAGAAGAAAGAAUAUGUGAAAUGUCUGGAAAAUCGAGUUGCAGUCCUGGAAAAUCAAAAUAAGACUCUAAUAGAAGAAUUAAAAACUUUGAAGGAUCUUUAUUCCCAUAAAAGUGUUUGAUUCUUAACAAAGAAAAUAUUUUUGUGUGGACUUGCCUAAAAUUAAAUGUAUUUCUUUUUAGUGGGGUUUUAUAAAUUAACAAAAAAAGGUCAAAAGUGAAGCUUUUUAUUUAGGCUUUUGCAACUCAAAGAUAGCAAAGAUACCUUGCAAGAUACCUUGUGACAGAGGAAAAUGUGUAAAGUAACCUCAAGGAAGCUACUGGCACAACUGGAAACUUUGUAAAAAUUAAGUAUACUCAAGAACCAAGAAAUGAACUUGCAGCAAUUUGAAUUUUCUAAGUAACAAUAGUCGUCAGUCCAAAAAUGGCAGAUGAAGAUGAAAUUUGGUAAAUUCGAUUUUUAAAAAUAAAUCAGUUUACCCUAUGGUUU